Halichondria panicea is the source of this 934-nucleotide messenger RNA. Its product is annotated as syntaxin-8-like. Gene Ontology annotation, biological process: vesicle fusion; intracellular protein transport. The record is from RefSeq and is a predicted model, not a curated record. Gene Ontology annotation, cellular component: membrane; endomembrane system; SNARE complex. Gene Ontology annotation, molecular function: SNAP receptor activity; SNARE binding. The transcript is spliced from 8 exons. Bases 79 to 822 code for a protein of 247 amino acids. Lineage: Eukaryota; Metazoa; Porifera; Demospongiae; Suberitida; Halichondriidae.
CGUUGGCUUGAUUGAUGUGUCCUUUUAGAGAUCUCCGUAAACUAGCCAAUUAACAUGAUGUCACCUUGCUGACUCAGCAUGUUUGUAGAAACUACUGACCCCCGGCCCUGUGCUGAUAUUAAUAAUAUGCCUUCUUCAAGCAAGGAUAACUGGUUGCGUAACUAUGAGGCCCUGGUGGAGUUAGGGGCGCAGAUCGGAGUCAAGAUAAGAGAGAGAGAUGCCGGCGGGUACGGGAAAAAGGCCAGCAGCACUAUCAGCAAGUUGCUGUCUGAGUACCAACAGAAGUUGCAGUCUCUCAAAGGAGCUCUACACACGCUCUCCACCAACUACUCAAUCUCAGACCAUGAGUACACUCGGAGAAAAGAGAUGAUCGAGGAGCUCGAUGUAAAGUAUGAACAGUUGAGCAAGUCACGACGGACAGGCUGGUCCACAAACACACCGAAUGGGGGGAGCACUGAGCCAUGGGAGGGGGGUGCUCCAGGUGCCGCCCAACGACUAUCGAUGGAUGAGAUUCGCCGUGAACAGCAAGAAAUGAUCACUGAGCAAGACCAAGGACUGGAGAACCUGUCCAAAGCUCUGCGUAGACAAGCCGAGAUGGGGUUGGCCAUGCAGGGCGAAAUUACUGAGCACAAUGCCCUGAUUGACGAGAUAGAUGGUGCUGCCACCAAGACUGAUGACAAGAUACGCUUCCACACACGGAGGGUGGAGGAGGUACGGAGAAAAGACAGCUGCAAGUGUACCUGUGCUCUGGUGUCUACCAUUCUCCUGCUGUUACUGGCCAUUAUUGUCAUUGCAGCCGUACCCUACGGGGGAAAGGGAUAGCUCAAUCGAACAUUGUCUGUGUUUGUGUGUUUGUGUGUGCCAUUAUAAGUUAAAUGUUCACUCUUAUUGUGUUUAUCCAUGUCAAUUACAGUGUUGAUGUAGAUCUAAUGGA